Messenger RNA from Lachancea thermotolerans CBS 6340, 1848 nucleotides. It is a transcript of the gene SIT1, whose product is annotated as siderophore transporter. The transcript has a single exon. Bases 1 to 1848 code for a protein of 615 amino acids. The record is from RefSeq and is a predicted model, not a curated record. Lineage: Eukaryota; Fungi; Ascomycota; Saccharomycetes; Saccharomycetales; Saccharomycetaceae. Gene Ontology annotation, molecular function: siderophore-iron transmembrane transporter activity. Gene Ontology annotation, biological process: intracellular iron ion homeostasis; transmembrane transport. Gene Ontology annotation, cellular component: vacuolar membrane; endosome.
AUGGUUAGUUUCUCCAUUCUUCUCCAUUCGGGCAAGAACUCGCGUAAUAAGCUAAAGAAAAUGAGUCUUGAAGGCCAUCCUGCCAAGGACGCCAAAGACCACGCGGAGCAGAUCCUGGCCCGCAGAAAGGAUGCGGGUGUCAACAACAUUGAAGUGUACGCUGCGCAGUACUCACACUUUGCGUACCGUGUUGCGCUUUUCUUCUCAUUGUUCCUGGUAGCAUAUGCAUACGGACUCGAUGGAAUGGUGCGGUCCAGUUUGCAGGCUUACGCCACAAGCUCAUAUGGGAGCCACUCGCUGCUCGCAACGAUCAACUGUGUGAAGGCGGUAAUCGCCGCAGCCGGCCAAAUCUGCUUUGCCAGAGCGUCCGACAUCUUCGGCAGAAUGACCAUCCUGGCGCUGGCGGUGGUUCUGUACGCGGUGGGCACUAUCAUUGACUCGCAGGCCACGAACAUCACGAGAUAUGCCGCGGGCGCGUGUAUCUACCAGCUGGGCUACACCGGCAUCAUCCUGAUCCUCGAGAUCAUUGCCAUGGACUUUUCCAAUUUGAACUGGAGGCUGAUGGCGUCUUUUGUCCCUGCGCUCCCAUUCAUCAUCAACACCUGGAUCUCCGGUAACGCGCUAGAGGCGCUUGGGAUGAACUGGAAAUGGGGAAUCGGAAUGUGGGCGUUCAUUGUGCCCCUGUCGUGUGUCCCACUAUUCGCUUGUAUCCUCCACAUGCGUUUCCUGGCGCACAAAAAUGCUAAAGAUCAAUUAGAGAGCGAGGUCCUGCUCUACAAGCAUAUGCCUUGGUCUCAGUACCUGGUCGAAGUUUUCUUCUGGAGACUUGACCUGCUUGGCUUGCUUUUGGUGUGCGUUGUCUUCGGUUGUAUCCUAGUGCCUUUCACACUGGCCGGAAGUCUGCAGAGCAAAUGGAAGCGGGCUGAGAUCAUCGUUCCCGAGGUCAUUGGUUGGUGCGUCGCGUUGCCGCUGUUCUUGCUAUGGGAAGGUAAGUACUCAAGGCACCCCUUGGUUCCUUGGAGCCUCGUCAAGGACAGAGGCAUAUGGUCCGCCUUGAUCAUCGCCAUCCACAUUAACUUCGUGUGGUACAUGCAGGGCGACUACAUGUACACCGUGCUCAUGGUUGCUGUCAAUGAGACCGCCAAAUCUGCCGCGAGAAUAACCUCUUUGUACUCGUUUGUGUCAGUGAUUACAGGGUUCUUGCUUGGCGGAGUGAUAGUCUACGCAAGGAGGACCAAGAAAUUCAUCUUGUUCGGGAUUGCUUGCUGGUUUGUCGCCUUUGGUCUUUUAGUACACUAUCGUGGCGACUCUUCCUCGCACUCAGGCAUCGUCGGGUCCCUUUGCUUGCUUGGGUUUGGCGCGGGCUUCUUCACCUAUACUACCCAAACUUCGAUUCAAGCCUCUACCAAAUCCCACCAAGAUAUGGCAGUCAUUACCGCACUAUACUUGUCACACUACAAUAUUGGCUCUGCUCUGGGCGCGUCCAUUUCAGGCGCCAUCUGGACCAACAUUCUGCCUCGAGAGCUGCGCAAGAGAAUCACGGAUGUGGCCACUUACACCCUCGCAUAUGGGUCCCCGUUUGUUUUCAUUGAAGAAUACCUUUGGGGCACUCCUGAAAGAAUGGAAGUUGUUGCUGCAUACCGGGUUGUUCAAAGGAUUUUAUCAAUUGUCGGCCUAUGUUUCUGUGUGACGCUUCUAUUGUCGGCCUUCUUCUUGAGAGAUCACAGGCUCGAGAACGCCGUCGCUUUGGAAGAUGUUGACGAAAAGAGUUCCAGAAAGAGCGAUGAGCUUGAAGCGCGUAUCGAAGACAACACAGAAACAAAGGGCUUUGAACGCUAUGGUAUCUAA